Molecule: messenger RNA, 1461 nt
Organism: Symbiodinium sp. CCMP2456
Lineage: Eukaryota; Dinophyceae; Suessiales; Symbiodiniaceae
Source: the annotation of a GenBank genome assembly
AUGGCGCUGCGCAUGCUCGCGUUGGGGGUGCUGGUCGAGAAGGUGCUAGGGCUGGUGCUCAGCGAAGUUGCAAAUCGCGGCUUCGACUACAGGCAGAUCGCGAGGUCGCUGAUCGGGAAAGCGCAGGACUUGACGCCAGAGGCCUGCGACCAGCAGUGUCUGGCGAAUCCAGACUGCGUCUCAUGGCAGGUUUGCGCACCUAUAGGUGGUGGCUGCGAUGGCUGCUAUCAGAUGCGGAACUGGCCGGAAAUCGGCGAGAAAUCUGGCUGGUUCGCCCGCGUGCUCGAAGAUCGGGCACGCAGCAAAAAUCUGACUGUAGGAGAACACAAUGCGCUGCCUUCAAACGUUAGCAUGCCCACCACGACAGAGGGCUGCAAGCAGUUUCUGCUGUCUGCAAACGGUGGAGCACCGGAGUCGGACCUGAACCACUCCAUCUACAACAGGUGUGGCGAGAUGCUGCGCAGCACAGAAGAGGCCAAGGGCAUCGCAGUGCUUGGCCAGCACUGGCCCGUUUCGCUAGUCUACAACUUCCGUGAUCCUGCAAUCUCGGUCCCACCCGAGAUAGAGGAGCAGUGGAAAGGAAGUGGAAAUGCGGUGCAGCAGUCUGCCUACCAGGAGCCGGGGGGCCCGGGAUCCGUCACUGCAGAGUUGCACAGUUCGACCAAUACAGAGGUGUUGCCCAAGACGCCCCUACAUGCAUUUGCACUUCCGUUCUACGAUACCAACAUCGCGCAUGGCAUCAUGCAAAUGGGAACCAUGAACCCAAUGCAAAACUACCAGAUGCAGGCACUCCUGCGCCCUGGUGAUACCGUUGUGGACGUGGGCGCCAAUCUAGGAUCCUACACAAUCCCUUUCGGCGAGAGAGUGGGGCGUGAGGGGAAGGUCUUGGCUUUCGAGCCAUUUCGCUGGCUAUACCAGCUAGUGACGGCGAACGUUGCUUUGAAUGGACUGUCCAAUGUCUGGACCUUCAAUGUGGCCCUCGGGGAACGCAAGCAAAGGUUCUAUGGUCGCCCACCGCAGCUUCGAUUUUUCAGCAGUCCUGGUGGUGCCAAGGUGAACUACGCUGAGCAGGAUGGGGCGCCAGGAGCACAGGAGAGUAUGCACAUCAACCAAGCCGUGCAACUGUACGACUUCGAGACUGAUCCGGAAGAGACUUUAAUGUUCGCCCUGGACGAGGUGCUCUCCGGUCAAACCGACCUCAAGCCGCCCACGGUGCAGAGCAUCAGGCUUAUCAAGAUCGAUGUUGAGGGCAUGGAAACGAACGUGGUGCUUGGCGCUAUGAAUGCCAUCUAUCAGUUCAAGCCCAUCAUCUGGAGCGAGAACGAUGACUAUUUUGACAGGAGUGAUACGAAAUUCCUGGCCAUCAUGGAGCAGUUGGAAUACCAAUGUGCAAAGGUGGAGACAGCUCCGAAAGAUCUUAUGUGCACGGACAAGUAUGGACGUGGUCACCAGUUUCAGUGA